This is a messenger RNA of Ctenocephalides felis (cat flea), 1514 nucleotides long. RefSeq lists its product as uncharacterized. Lineage: Eukaryota; Metazoa; Arthropoda; Insecta; Siphonaptera; Pulicidae. The coding region runs from base 36 to 1514 and encodes 492 amino acids. Gene Ontology annotation, cellular component: nucleus. The record is from RefSeq and is a predicted model, not a curated record. Gene Ontology annotation, biological process: positive regulation of Notch signaling pathway. The transcript has 3 exons.
UGUACGUUUACACUUUACAGAAUCAUAAUAAUUAUAUGAUGAAUCAAUUUUUGUGGAAUGAUCCUGAUAUAAAAGCCCCACCAAUUAAUAAAUAUAAAAUAUGUGGCAAAAUUAUAGAUGUAGAAGAGUUAUAUGGCAUAUUUUCAAAGACACCAAAUGUUCUCUCCAAUCAACAAGAAUUACGUGUUGAAACAGAAUAUCUCUCUCGUAUUGUAUAUAGAAUGAGCAGAAAAUUCAGAAAUGAUAUAGGAUUUCGAUAUACACGCAAAAUCCUUGCCGCAUUAAAAAAAUAUUUGAAUACAACCAUUUCUUCAGAUAUAAUUGAAUUUCACAGUUGUAUUCCAAAAAAAUUUGAUCAAGAAGGAACAUAUUUACCAACAAAACAAAUGCUACAAUACAUUCUUGUGAGAUUGCAAUCCUUGAUGAAAUUCAUGACACGAAUCUUAGUAUGCUGCGAAGAUGCUACUCGCUUUUAUAAGGACAGAAUAAAACGUGGCCAAUCUUGGAAUGUUUCAUUACUGACAUUUGCCAAUCAAUGUAAAAUUUGGAGUAUCUGUAAAACUUUAUUAAAAGAAUCGUCAACCUUAUAUUCUAGUUUGUUACCAUAUAUGAAUAAAUUUCAAAUAAGUGGACCAGAAUGGUUGAAUGAGAAAUAUGAAUUUCCUACAAAUCUAAGAGAAUGGCUGUCUUAUGAUAUGGAUAACGAAAUUCCUACUUGCAUAGAUAUUCCAUCAAUUAGUGAAGUAAAUUUUAUAGAUAUCACUGAAGACGAUGAUGUUGAGUAUUGUGGCGAAUAUGAUUUAGAUUGCCAAAUCAUAGACUCACAAUGUAAGCAGACCGUAUGCACAACUGCUUCAAAGUUGAGUAAAAAGAAAAAACAUUCACUAAAAAUUUCAAAACCACAAAUGGAAGAUAUUGGUGAGACUGUUUCCCGAACAAAUUUAAUUCAAGAAUUUAUGAAACAGAAUUCUCAGAAAGUUGAUAAUUCUGAUGAUGUAACAGAAACAUGUAAAAAUCACCAAAUUAGUAGUAAAGUUAAAUCCAAUAAGCGAAAAAUGGAAUCUAUAAAUAUAGGUGAAUCUGUAAUUCCAAUUUUAAAAGAAACGCCAAUAAGCAACAAAUCAAAUAAAAAUAAAUCAGUAAAUGUUGGUGGAAAGUUUAUAUCUGAUACGUCAAUUGUAAAAAAUAAUUUAAUUUGUGUCACACAACAGUCAAACACACCUGAUCGUACUUUCCACAAUAUAAAUAAAAAUAAAAAUCACAAUCAAGGCGGCCAAGACUUCAAUUUUAAUAAUAUUAGAAGCGCAAGAGAUUUAUUUGUAUGCUUGAAACAAGAGGAAAAUUAUAGAAAUUUGGAUUUACAAAAAGCAUUAAGUAAAAACUUAGGACUUAUGCAAUGGCAUGCUUUUAAAAACAAAAUGUUAGUUCAUGUUAAGAAAUUAAAUGCUAAAGGCAAAUGUGCUGAUAGUAAAAACACAAAACAAUUGUUAGAAAAAAUUAAAAGAGAAUGGUGA